CACUGCACGCAACAGAAUCAAGAGUUGUUCACUAAGUUGAGAGAAAGUCAACUUUAUUGUGGUUUGCAUAGAGCUUCAUAGAGAUAUAUAUUUAUUUUUUAUUUUGCUGGGUGAUUAUCGCUGAAGGGGACCAUGGUUAUGUUGAAGAUCUCUGCUUUCCUCGUUGCCUACGCCCUGGUCAUUUGCCAGAUGUACUGCUCACAAGCCGCGCCUGCCAGACCGGGUUUAGAGUCCAUGUCAGACCGAGUCACGCUCACGGACUACGAAGCGCGAAGGUUACUCAACGCCAUUGUGAAGGAGUUUGUGCAGAUGCCGGCGGAGGAGCUGGAGCAGCAGGCAACUGAGGGAAACAGCGUUACAGCACAGAAGCGAGGCUGCAACACGGCAACCUGCGUGACUCACCGUCUGGCGGACUUCCUCAGCCGGUCGGGGGGAAUGGGUAACAGUAACUUCGUCCCCACCAAUGUCGGCGCCAAGGCUUUCGGCAGGCGGAGGAGAAGCAUCCAGAUGUGAGCAUUCCCAUCUGGGAAAUGGGGUUGAGAACCUGACGAGAAAACAUCAGAAAUAACCUGAGAAGAUAAAUCAAGAAAAACAAAAUUGACCAGAAAAUUAACACUGAACUGGCCCUUUAUCCACUCUUUCACAUUCCUCCAGGAACAGGGAAAAAAAAAAGACCCCACGGGACAUCUCCUAAUUUUCAUCCUGUUAGUGAAGCCUUUUGCUUUUGGCAAAUAAGAAAAAAAAAAAGAAAAAAAAAGGCACUUUACUUUAUGUACAUGAACAAAUGAACUCCUGAAGAAAGAAAAAAAAGUCCUAAUCAUUCCUCUUUUUUAUAUUUCCGUAUCAUUGGAAAAUAAAAUGAAAGCAGCAGUGGUAUCACUUUAUUCUUUUCCGCUUAUCACCUCGUCAGAGCACAUUUCUUCCAUGCCAACCCAACCCCAGACCCACUCCCCACUCCCUCACCUCCCGAUUUAAGAUACAUACUUCUACAUUGCUUAUAAUUCCCUUCCCUCCCGAGGGUAUCCUUUUUUCCUGUGUGCCAGAGGGACGCCAUUAAAGAUCAGCAUACCCAAGGCCCCCCCCACAACGGCUGUUGUCUUGUGCCUUGAUGUAGAACAAUUUACAUGAACAUGAUUGUACAGUUUCUGUUUAGAGACAAUAAAGAAGACCCGAGCGAGGAUGCAGAAAAUGAAGACCAAUUAAUAUUGUAAACAAUAUUGUGAAAACAAGUUUCAGCAAGAUUAAAAUGUAUUUUAGAUACACUCGGG
Haplochromis burtoni (Burton's mouthbrooder) is the source of this 1268-nucleotide messenger RNA. RefSeq names its product calcitonin gene-related peptide. Gene Ontology annotation, cellular component: extracellular region. The record is from RefSeq and is a predicted model, not a curated record. The coding region runs from base 133 to 513 and encodes 126 amino acids. Gene Ontology annotation, molecular function: calcitonin receptor binding; hormone activity. Lineage: Eukaryota; Metazoa; Chordata; Actinopteri; Cichliformes; Cichlidae. The transcript is spliced from 5 exons.